CUCACCGAUCCAAACCAGUUCCUUUUGUUGUUUCGCUUGAGUUGGCAGCACCCGCUCUGAAAUUCAGUUACUUUGACAACGGCCAAAGUGCCAAAACAACAAGCCGAAAAUUGCAGGCUGGUUUUCAGAAUCUAAAAUAACCAGGAAUAUAAGGCUUAAAUAAAAAGGCCGAGAUUUAAAAGCGACUAUAGGCAUUGAUGGCGGAGGUGCACAUAAUUGGACAGAUAUUAAAAGCAGUUGACUUUGCCGAGCCGCACCUUUACUGCAAGUGGAGCCUGCAAAGCGGAAACGCUUGGCGCCUAGUUCAGGGCGAGGUGCAGGGCCAGAGCCACGUGACGGCGCACCGACUGCAGGACUGCUCGGACUUUGCCCAGCCCCUGGACAUCCACUUGAGCACCGCCUCCGUCCAAGGCUGGCCCCGUCUGCUGGUGGAGGUGUACGCCGUGAACGUUCUUCAGCAGUCCUGGCCCGUCGGCUACGGCUUCGUGCACGUCCCCUCCAGUCCCGGAUCCCACCGCCUGGAGAUCAGCACCUGGAAGGUCGCCCCAAACGGUCUGUGGCAGUCGCUUCGGGAGCGGUUUGGGGGAGGAGGAGCAGCCCUAAGCAAGAUUGAUCUGCUGUACUCAGGAGUUGAGCGAUACAAGCUGCAAACCGUGAGUUCUGGAAAAGUCAUUGUUGAACUUAACUUGGUAUUUCGAAAGUUUGAAGAAUACGGCGUGGAGUUUAAGUAGCCAUGAACUG
Molecule: messenger RNA, 741 nt
Organism: Drosophila ficusphila
Lineage: Eukaryota; Metazoa; Arthropoda; Insecta; Diptera; Drosophilidae
Gene: B9d2
Product: B9 domain-containing protein 2
Exons: 3
Coding region: 198-731 (177 amino acids)
Biological process (GO): cilium assembly
Cellular component (GO): MKS complex
Source: RefSeq, a predicted model, not a curated record